Cryptomeria japonica (Japanese cedar) is the source of this 3116-nucleotide messenger RNA. RefSeq names its product synaptotagmin-4. Gene Ontology annotation, molecular function: lipid binding. NCBI's taxonomy places the organism in Eukaryota, Viridiplantae, Streptophyta, Pinopsida, Cupressales, Cupressaceae. The record is from RefSeq and is a predicted model, not a curated record. Gene Ontology annotation, cellular component: endoplasmic reticulum. The transcript has 14 exons. Bases 1177 to 2766 code for a protein of 529 amino acids.
UAUACAUAUGAUUUGAGGAGAUUACUCUGACCGAAGCUAUAAAUCAUCAACAUUGAGAAGCAAACCUAAAAAUCAUUUUUCGAUUUGACUGGUAGAAGGCAGAAAUAUGAUGCAAAAAAUGAAAACAUCUUCAAUCUUUCUUUAAAUUUUUGUGCUUUGAUUUUGGUGAGAUGAAAGCCAAAUCUGAUUUUUUUGAGCCUUUUGGAUGCUAUGGAACAGCUGAAAAGCCACCUGCAAACACCCUAAUUUUAUAAAAUAUUUGCACAAAAAAUUUGAGAGAUUAAAAUUUUACCGCUAUGUUUUUUUGACUUGGUGGACAUUUCAUGUCAUGUCACGUUUUUUUAACUUAGGUGGAACUUUCCAUUACUUAAACCAGGUGGAACUUCCACUAACUUUAUCAGAGGCAGAUAUAUUUGCCACUUAAGCCACUUUUGUCAUGCAAGGUAGAAAUUUAAUGUGGUUUUGCUGCCUUAAAAGUACACCCAGGCAGAGAUUUGGACUGGCUGAGCCAUCAUUAUAAAUUUAUGAGUAAUAGUUGGAACUAAGUGAUGUUGCCAAGGUAGAGAUCUCCAACGACCUAGCCAACUCUCAAUGUGUUAUAACUUAUGCUGAACUUUGGGCUGAGUUAGCCACUUUUCCUUGCUCCUAAAUGCCUUUUUCUUCUGCUGGUUUGCUGCGUCCUUUUGAAUGCUGCCCACUGAAUGAAAUGAAUGAGGAUUAAUAACCUCUGAAUUUCUGCUGUCCUGCUGCUGUGGUGGUCUUCUAUUGCUGCCUAUCUGAAGAUUGAAUAGAGAACCACAACGUAUAUUCAUGGUUGAAACACAACGGAUUUUAAAUGGAGAGAAGUGAAAGUGGAGGCCAUGAGACUAUCUCCGACUAAGAUUUCAAAGGAAAACCGAACAGCCCUCUAGAGAUGAGAAAACCAAUCAAGAGCUAUAGAAAUUGACAGAAACAAUCAUUCUUUUUAUUGAAUACAGGUCAUGGGAAAUUUGAAGAUAGUUGGAUUUAUUUCCUCUAAGAAAUUCUAGCCAACAAAUAUUUUGGUCUCACUUUUUAUGUGCAUAUAUUUGUGAAACCAUUAUGUGAACUUUCCUUUCAUAUUUGAGUACAUGUGUGUGUAAGAGAGAGGGAGGAAGGCUGGAAUGGAAACGGAGAGAGAGAAAUGAAAAAUAGUAGAUGGCUGGAAAAAUUGCAGCUCUAUCAAAGUUGACUUUGGAAGACUCAAAAUUGAUUCUUCCAAAAGAAUCUUUUCCACCAUGGGUUGUCUUCUCCAAUCGUCAAAAGUUAAGCUGGUUGAAUUUCAAACUGAAGAAGGUUUGGCCAUUUAUCAACGAGGCUGCAUCUGAAUUGAUCAAAGAAAUAAUAGAGCCAAUUCUAGAACAGUACAAACCAUCUAUAUUGGCUUCUCUCACAUUUUCAACAUUUACUCUUGGUACUGUUGCUCCACAAUUUACAGGAGUUAAAUUGGUUGAGACUACAAAUAGUGGAGCCAUAAUGGAGCUAGAGGUGCAGUGGGAUGGUGAUCAGAAUAUUGUAUUGGAUAUUAGAACAUUACUUGGUGUGACUCUUCCAGUCCAGGUAAAAAAUAUUGGUUUCACUGGUGUGUUCCAAUUGAUAUUGCAACCUUUAGUGAACCAACUUCCUUGCUUUGGGGCGCUUAUAUAUUCUUUGCUUGAGAAGGAGAACCUAGACUUUACUUUGAAGGUUAUUGGAGGUGACAUCAAGGCAAUUCCAGGGUUGGCUGGUGCUAUUGAGGCAACAAUUAAAGAUGCACUUGAAGGCUCUCUAAUGUGGCCCGCACGGAACAUUAUUCCUAUUUUACCUGGAAAUUACAGUGAGCUGGAGUUACGAACUGUAGGAAUCCUGGAGGUGAAGCUUGUACAAGCUAAGAAUUUGAAAAACAAAGAAUUCCUGGGAAAGUCUGAUCCUUUUUGUGUCAUCUAUACAAGACCAUUACGAGAUAGUUUGAAGAAAAGCAAAACCAUAAACAAUCAACUGAAUCCUGUUUGGAAUGAGCAUUUUGAGCUAGAGGUUGAGGAUGUCUCAACUCAACGUCUUCACAUAAAGGUUUUUGAUGAAGAAAAGGUUAAAGGAGAUAAAAUUAUGGGUUAUUCCAGUAUCAAAUUGAAGGACUUGGAGCCAGGAGACAUUAAGAGCUUGUGGCUGCCAUUAGUCAAAUAUUUUAAAGAUAAACGGGAUACCCAAUAUAGGGGUGAGGUAAAUGUAGAGCUUAGGUAUUGUCCACUUGGCAUGGAAGCUGAGCUUACAAAUUCUUUCAAAAGAAAAGAAUAUACAUUGCUCGACGAAACAUUUUCUAUGGAUAUGAUUGGGCAGGUCAAUUCUUCAUUAAAAUAUGAACUUUCUUCCAAGAGGCAUAGAAUAGUACGGGGUGUUCUUUCUGUGACAGUUAAACGUGCUGAAAAUUUGAUGCCAAUGGAUUUUUUGACUAAGUUGUCUGAUCCUUUUGUCAUAUUAAAGAUGCAGAAAUCCAACACACUGAAACAGACAAGAGUUGUGCCAAAAACCUUAGAGCCUACAUGGGACCAGACAUUUCACUUUGUGGUGGAGGAUGCAUUGCAUGACUUGCUGAUUGCGGAAGUGUGGGAUCAUGAUACCUUUGGCAAGGAUUUCAUGGGCAGAAGUAUUUUGACGUUAUCAAAGUUGCUUCUUGACGGGGAAUACGAUGCAGACUUGACACUGGACGGUAUAGAAUCCGGCCAAUUAUUUCUGCAUCUUAAGUGGACACGACAGCAAUACUACAUCUGAUGGUUCUCCAUGAUAAAAACAUAAUUUUUAAUGUGAGGAGAAAAAAGACACCAAAAUAAUCUGUUGGUUUUUAGUGUUAUAUUAUUUCUUACUGCAAGUUUGCCAUUUGCAAAAUAUUGCACCAUACAGAGGCAGGAAUUACCUUUUAAAAUCUCAUAUAUUUAUUAGGGGAAGAGCACCAAUAGCCGUCAUAGUUCCAAUACCCGCACACUUAUUGUCAUAUUGACCCCCCAAAAAAUACAAAUACCAAUAAAUAUUUAAUUGAACAUCAAAAUAUGUUCACAACUGAAUGUUCAGUUGACCACAAAAAAAUCAAAAAAAUAAAACAACUACUAGUACUUUAUAUACAA